Messenger RNA from Cylindrotheca closterium, 885 nucleotides. Lineage: Eukaryota; Bacillariophyta; Bacillariophyceae; Bacillariales; Bacillariaceae. The record is from the annotation of a GenBank genome assembly.
AUGGGUGGAUUCAAAGCAAUGUACGUUGGAUUCAAGAUUGAUGGCUCCGAUCAACAACUUCGCGAUCAAUUGGGUCUCAAAUAUAACGAAGAAUAUAAGGAAUGGAGUUGGCAGCCUGUCUUUGACGAAAACGAUAUGGAAUUCGAUCCGGACGACGAUGACGAGGAUGGGACGGAUGACGAUGACUUUCUUCAGUACGUCGAUGAUAUGGAAAUCGAUUUUAAGGCGGAAGAACUCGAUACUUCCAACAUUGUCGGAGGACUACCGCCGCCAGUGGUGGUAGAACAAGAACAACCCCAGGGAAAUGAGUGUGGUGACACUAAUGAUGACACUACUGAUGACCAUCAACAGGCAGAUAUGGAAGGCAACAAUACUGGAACUGUGAAGAAUGACGACAAUAACAGCACAGUAGACAAAACCGAUGACGCGGAUGUGGAAGAAGAAAAGAACCCGGCAGUGAAUACUGAAACUAUGGAUGAUGGCACAGAUGGUAAAAAUAACAAAAACGACGACAACGACGGCAAGCCUACUAGCAGCACCACACCAAGUAGUGGCAAUUAUGAUACAAAGCAACAGCAUCUGAUCAAACACCCUGACUAUCCAUUCUAUCCAUACUUACCGGUAGCAACAUACGAACAACAAGAAUCACUGAUACAUGCCGUUGGUCCGUGUUGUGGUCGGACCCGGGGUUUCAAUUUUGUGGUCUUUGGAUACAAGAUAAUCUCGGGUGAAGCAUGGGCACCGGUCGAUCAAGCAUACGAGCUUCCGAAUACACCAGUACUAGCACAAAGUGUCAUUGACCAUUGGCAAUAUUUGGGACGACAUGAUAAAACUGUGAAGGAUGUUGGAUUGUUGCUCUUUGAACAUGCUUGUUCCUGUUCGUGA